UUUCAAACAACGGAGGAUCAGUAUUCAUCAAUUCGUCAUCUUUCACUUCGAUGACAGCUUCUUCAUCGGAAAUCCUUCUUGGGUUUUGAUUUUACAGACUUCAUCGUUCAGGGUUUGCUCUACUUUCUUCAAUGGUGGCCUCUACCGCCGUCGCUUCGCCGUUCUGUACAUGGUUAGUGGCUGCUUGCAUGUCUGUUUCCGGCGACAAAAACGACUACCGUCCUAAACCAUCGCCGUCGCCGGCACUGUUUUCAUCGUCGAAAAGGCUCAGUCGGUCGGCCAGACGGAAGUUAUCGGCGGUGACCGAAUGCAAUAAUUUCUCCGGUGGCGGUGGAUUGAUGUCGUCUUUAUGUGGGUCUGGAAUUAUGAACCUGAUGAAUUCGUUAGAGCCAUGUGAGGAGUAUUAUAGGUCUACAUUUGGUUGUGAAAAUGGGUUCUCCAUUUUUGGUUUAAACAACGUUUUUUCGAAGAAUCGCAUUCAGAAACGGAUCAAUCGAGCUGCACAAAUCGGCAAAACCACAGCAAUCGCUGUGCAGCCUGCAAAAGAUGCUACAACAAAGAAGAAACCUGUCACCAAGAAAAGGAGAGUCGUGGUGACGGGACUUGGUGUGGUAUCUCCGGUUGGUCAUGUUGCAGAUGUCUUCUAUGAAAACCUAGUCGAAGGUGUUAGCGGCAUAAGUGAGAUUGAGGCUUUUGACUGUGAUCAGUUUCCCACUAAAAUUGCAGGAGAAAUUAAGUCAUUCUCAGCUGAUGGAUGGGUUGCACCAAAACUUUCGAAACGGGCAGACAAGUUUAUGCUUUAUUUGCUCACUGCCGGCAAGAAGGCAUUGGAAGAUGGUGGUGUUACUGAAGAUGUCAUGAAAGAGUUGGAUAUUGCAAAAUGUGGUGUCCUCAUUGGGUCUGCCCUUGGUGGUAUGAAGGUAUUUCAAGACGGAAUUGAAGCAUUGAGGAUUUCAUACAAGAAGAUGAAUCCUUUUUGUGUACCAUUUGCAACGACGAACAUGGGUUCUGCAAUGCUUGCAAUGGAUUUGGGUUGGAUGGGGCCAAACUAUUCGAUAUCUACGGCUUGUGCUACUAGCAACUUUUGUAUAUUAAAUGCAGCCAAUCAUAUUAUCAGAGGUGAAUCUGAUAUGAUGCUGUCUGGUGGUUCUGAUUCAGCCAUCAUUCCUAUAGGAUUGGGAGGGUUUGUUGCUUGCAAUUCUCUUUCACAGAGGAACAGUGAUCCAACCAAAGCGUCACGCCCUUGGGAUGUGAGCCGUGAUGGAUUUGUCAUGGGUGAAGGUGCUGGUGUUCUCCUUCUAGAAGAGCUAGAACAUGCUAAGGCAAGAGGUGCAAAGAUUUAUGCGGAAUUUUUGGGCGGAAGCUUCACUUGUGAUGCUUACCACAUGAUUGAACCUCAUCCCGAUGGGACAGGAAUAGCUCUGUGCAUAGAAAAGGCGUUGGCUCAAUCUGGGGUUGCUAGAGAAGAUGUUAAUUACAUAAAUGCCCAUGCUACAUCCACACAGUCUGGUGAUCUAAACGAGUAUGAGGCUAUCAUUCGUUGUUUUGGGGACAAUUCUGAGUUGAAGAUAAACUCCACAAAAUCAAUGAUCGGCCACCUGCUUGGGGCUGCUGGUGCCGUCGAAGCAAUUGCUACUGUCAAGGCUAUACAGACAGGAUGGCUCCAUCCGAACAUCAAUCUUGAAAAUCCAGACGUAGGCGUGGAUAAAGAGGUGCUGGUGGGUGCAAAGAAGGAACAAUGCAAUAUAAAGGUAGCACUUUCCAACUCCUUUGGGUUUGGAGGACACAAUUCAUCCAUCUUAUUUGCCCCUUACAAGGAUCAGUAACUCCAAUGGUGCAAUCCAUUUUCUGUGUAAAUCCACAACUUUGAAUGCAUGCGAUACAAGUCACAAUCACUCUUUGAUUUGAACU
Messenger RNA from Cynara cardunculus var. scolymus (artichoke), 1911 nucleotides. Its product is annotated as 3-oxoacyl-[acyl-carrier-protein] synthase II, chloroplastic-like. The record is from RefSeq and is a predicted model, not a curated record. Lineage: Eukaryota; Viridiplantae; Streptophyta; Magnoliopsida; Asterales; Asteraceae. Gene Ontology annotation, molecular function: 3-oxoacyl-[acyl-carrier-protein] synthase activity. The transcript is spliced from 13 exons. Gene Ontology annotation, cellular component: chloroplast stroma. Gene Ontology annotation, biological process: fatty acid biosynthetic process. The coding region runs from base 132 to 1826 and encodes 564 amino acids.